This is a messenger RNA of Leptinotarsa decemlineata (Colorado potato beetle), 905 nucleotides long. It is a transcript of the gene Pym, whose product is annotated as Partner of Y14 and Mago. Gene Ontology annotation, cellular component: cytoplasm; exon-exon junction complex. Gene Ontology annotation, molecular function: RNA binding. The record is from RefSeq and is a predicted model, not a curated record. Gene Ontology annotation, biological process: exon-exon junction complex disassembly. NCBI's taxonomy places the organism in Eukaryota, Metazoa, Arthropoda, Insecta, Coleoptera, Chrysomelidae.
UGAAUGUAACGAUAAAAAAGAAGACGAAAAGAAGCUAACCUAAUAAAUUGCCCUGAGAGAAAGGGUUGUUGUUUUGGAGUAAAAAUUCGAUCAAAAAUCGCUACAGUCCCCUGACAUAAUACGUUUACAUGUGAAUUAAGAUUGAAUAAAGUGUUUUAGAUAUAUUGCUUAACUCAACUACGAAUGUUUAAUUGAUAAAUUCAAUAGCCAUACAACUGAAGAAUGUCAGUUGCCAAUAAUAUUGUCAACGAUAAUGGUGAACAGUUCAUUCCAGCAUCUCAAAGACCUGACGGUACAUGGCGAAAAGCGAGAAGAGUAAAGGAAGGUUAUGUCCCCCAGGAAGAAGUGCCAUUAUAUGAAAGUAAAGGAAAACAAUUCGUUAGCAGAAAGCAAGAACCAGUGGUAUUGCCUUCUGGAAAGGUAGCGCAGAGACCUAUACCAGGCCUACUCAUAGUUCAGGAUGAUACAGAAAAGAAGCCGACUAAAAAGAAAGGCAAAAAAAAAAUUGAUGAUGUAACGAAUUCAAUGGACAAAAUAAAACUUGUGGAAAAGUCGGCAGAGGUGAAAGCUAAUAAAGGAGAUAAAUUGACUCAAGAAUCACGAGAUAGCAAAAAAAAUGUUGAAACCACUGACCCUCAAAAAAAACUGAAGAAUUUAAAGAAAAGGUUGAGGGAAGUUGAAGCACUCGAAGAAAAAGUUUCAAACGGAACACUUGCAAAGCCUGAACCAGAGCAAUUAGCGAAGAUCAAGAGAAAAAAUGAUUUACUCAUGCAAAUUUAUGAAUUAGAGAAGCAACUUCAGUGAUUAAUUUAGUUGGUAUGUUUUUUAAUUGUUGUUAUAGGUUUAUAAUAAUCGUUUUGUGAAUUGUAACUUGAUGUGUCAAAUAAAUGAUUUCAUUUAUAAAA